Dromiciops gliroides (monito del monte) is the source of this 600-nucleotide messenger RNA. Its product is annotated as high affinity copper uptake protein 1-like. The coding region runs from base 1 to 600 and encodes 199 amino acids. Lineage: Eukaryota; Metazoa; Chordata; Mammalia; Microbiotheria; Microbiotheriidae. Gene Ontology annotation, molecular function: copper ion transmembrane transporter activity. Gene Ontology annotation, cellular component: membrane. The transcript has a single exon. Gene Ontology annotation, biological process: copper ion transmembrane transport. The record is from RefSeq and is a predicted model, not a curated record.
AUGAACCAUGAACACCAUCAUGGAAUGAGCCAUAUGGAUGAAAAUAGCAAUAUGGCCCCCUACCAUGAAUCAUCUACAAGCUGUCAUGGUGAGGGAGAAGGAGACAUGAUGCCCAGGGUGCCCAUGUUGCCCAUUAUGCCCAUGAUGCCCAUGAUGCCUAUGACCUUCUAUUUUGGAUAUGAGUAUGUGGAAGUGCUGUUUUCUGGAUUAGUGAUCAAUAUACCUGGGGAAAUGGCUGGGGCAUUUGUGGCUAUUUUUUUGUUAGCCAUGUUCUAUGAAGGCCUCAAGAUAGCCCGGGAGAUCUUGCUGCAUAAGUCCCAGGUCAGUAUUCAUCAGAACUCCGUGCCAGUCCCAGGACCAAAUGGAACCAUGCUUACGGAAACACAUAACAAAACUGAACAACAGAUGCUGAGUUUCCCUCACCUUCUGCAGACAAUGCUGCUUGUCAUCCAGGUGGUCUUCAGCUACAUCCUUAUGCUUAUCUUUAUGACCUACAAUGCAUACCUCUGCAUCGCAGUAGUGGCAGGAGCUGGAACAGGAUACUUUCUCUUCAGCUGGAAGAAGGCAGUGGUAGUGGACAUAACAGAACACUGCCAUUAA